This is a messenger RNA of Styela clava, 2105 nucleotides long. RefSeq names its product netrin-G1-like. NCBI's taxonomy places the organism in Eukaryota, Metazoa, Chordata, Ascidiacea, Stolidobranchia, Styelidae. The record is from RefSeq and is a predicted model, not a curated record. Gene Ontology annotation, biological process: animal organ morphogenesis; tissue development; axonogenesis.
UUCUAUUAAAUUAAGAUUGCCAUUUAGCCUAAUUCUUCAGCCGUUAAUGAAUUAUAUUUUCAAAAUACAUUUUCAGUGAGUUUUUAUAAACUAAUGCAUUUUUAAUGUUAUGCAUAAACAGUACUAUAUUACCACAGCGAAAUGUACGAAAAUUACGAUUUAAAAUUUUUUUUAGCGGAAUAGCGAAAAAUAAUUGAAACCACAAAUUAAGAAAAUUCCAAUAUAUUAACGCUCGACAUGAUUAUGCUGUCGCCAAAGACUAGGUGAUAUAUAGACAACUUCAAAUGAUGAACAUGGCAUUUUAUCCUAGUGUAAGCAUGAAGCCUAUAUUUCUGAUAUUAUCAAUAUGCGUUUUCACUUCAACUGAAGCUACCAGACUGCAAGAGUGCUUGAAUAAUUAUUGCGAAGUCUCAGGAAAGAAAAUACCAGCUGCUUGCGAGCCAAGAAAUACACGGAAAAAUGUCGCCACUCUGGCAGAAAUUGUAGUAUCGCCGGAAAACGCAACAUGCGGUACACCAGUUGUGCAGUUUUGUAGCCUUAGGAAUCGAAUUUCUUGUUUAAAAUGUAGCAAGAAUUCGCAUUCACCUUCGCACAUUAUCGAUGGUCACAAAUGGACUUGGUGGCAAAGCAAACCGUGGCCAGGUCUUCCUGGAAAAACGUUUGAAUUGAAUAUAACGAUCAAUCUACCAAAAAAGUUUCAACUUAUUGAUGACAUUAUUAUUGAUUUCCAUGACGGUUUGCCCCAAAAAAUGAUUGUGGACAAAUCUUCGGAUGGUGGAAAAACCUGGCAACCUAUUCAAUAUUAUGCUGAUAAUUGUUCAAAUCACAAUAUGUACCACACGGAUUUCGCCAAUCCAAGUACAGAUGUAAAUCUGUCAACCAAACCGAUUUGUUCCCAGGACUUUAGUACUAAUUUUAUUUGGGAAGAUAAAUCGACUAUGAAAGUCUACAUUGCCCCAAGAAUUCGACUGCUGCGUAGAAAAGGUUUAAAUGACUCCAGCCUGUGCGAAGAGAUAUCUAACAAAAAUUCUGAAUUAUCGAAAUUUUUAUUGAUUACAAAUUUGAGGAUACGAUUGCAACAACCUCCGAUGGUUCGCGCCGAUUCUUCUAAUGACGGUUUGCAUCAACGUUCUGAGCAUUAUGGAAUAAGAAACAUCUAUAUGCCGGCAAGGUGUUUCUGUAACGGACAUGCUUCCCAAUGUGGAUAUUCAUCAAAGUCAGCUUGGUGUAUUUGUCGACAUUUUACUGAAGGGAGAGAUUGUGAGAAAUGUAAAGUCUUAUACUGGAUGAAACCAUGGGAACCAGGUUCAUAUUCAUCAACGUCUGAAAUAGGAGUCGUCAAUCAGUGUACAUCUUUCCAAGAACUUGGUAUUGAACGUUUUACCAAAAAUAACGAACCAGUUUCGUUCAUGAGUGCGGAGGAGUCAGUGAAAAAAUUAAAUUGCAAUUGCAACAGACACAGCAAACGAUGUGAAGAAGUCAGAGAUUUUGGAAUAUUAUGUGUCGAUUGCAGACAUAAUACGAUAGGAAGGAAUUGCCAUACUUGUAAAAAUAGAUACUUUAGAAAUAUCCGUAAAAAGUUAGAUCAUCCUGAAGUGUGUGCAGCUUGCAAGUGUGACUACAUCGGUUCCAACAGUCAGUGGUGUCAACCUGGUGGCCAGUGCCUAUGCAGACCGAACUUUGUUGGAAGAAGAUGUGAUAAGUGUCGAGCAGGAUGGACUAUUAAAAACCGAGUGUGUGCUCGAAUUCUGCCGGAAUGUUUGACGGAAGAAGUAUCAUGUGAAGAUAUCGAUUAUCCCAGACUGACACCUAACGGAAGGUAUCAAUGUAUUCAACUCGACCAUGGAUGGUGCUCGUGCUUAGAAAAACAAAACUGUACGGAACCUUCUCUAUUUAAAAAAAAUAAAAAACUAACAGGGAAUUUCGGACUUUCGCGGUUUAAAACAACGACAACUCCUUUAUUGUAUAUUAGCAUUACAAUAUUUUUCAUUGCAUUUUUCUUCUCGCCAAAUGAUGUUUAUUUUUGAUUUCUAUUAUGAUAAAAUUUUUAUCCAAUUAUCACUGUAUGGAAGAGUCUAAGUGAAAUAAAAUGCAACAAUACAUGA